Lycium ferocissimum is the source of this 1171-nucleotide messenger RNA. RefSeq names its product guanosine deaminase. Gene Ontology annotation, molecular function: zinc ion binding; guanosine deaminase activity. NCBI's taxonomy places the organism in Eukaryota, Viridiplantae, Streptophyta, Magnoliopsida, Solanales, Solanaceae. The coding region runs from base 144 to 704 and encodes 186 amino acids. The transcript has 5 exons. Gene Ontology annotation, biological process: purine nucleoside catabolic process. The record is from RefSeq and is a predicted model, not a curated record.
UGUCAAUAAUAAUACUCAAUAUCUAUAAAUAUACAUCUCUUUCAUUCUUCCCUUCCCCAACCAACUUACUCAUUUAUUUCUCUUUUCUGGCAGUACCCAUUUGCCCAAAUUGCUUUUCUUUGCAUCUGAAAUUUCGAUUCACCAUGGAUGAAGCAAAGGUUGUUGAAGCUAAGGAGGGAACUAUCUCAGUAGCCACUGCAUUUGCUGGUCACCAAGAAGCUGUACGGGAUAGAGACCACAAAUUCUUGACCCAAGCAGUCGAAGAAGCUUACAAAGGUGUAGAAAGUGGAGAUGGAGGCCCAUUUGGUGCAGUAGUUGUUUGUAAUGAUGAAGUAGUUGUUAGCUGCCACAACAUGGUUCAUAAGCAUACUGACCCUACAGCUCAUGCAGAGGUUACAGCAGUACGAGAGGCAUGUAAGAAGCUCAAUCGAAUUGAGCUUGCAGAUUGUGAGAUAUAUGCUUCUUGUGAGCCCUGUCCGAUGUGCUUUGGUGCUAUCCAUCUAUCACGCAUCAAGAGGUUGGUAUAUGGAGCCAAAGCUGAAGCUGCAAUUGCUAUUGGCUUCGAUGAUUUCAUUGCAGAUGCUCUGAGAGGGACUGGAUUUUAUCAGAAAGCUCAGUUAGAGAUCAAGCAGGCUGAUGGUAAGGGAGCCCUUAUAGCCGAGCAAGUAUUUGAGAAGACCAAAGAGAAGUUCCCCAUCUAUUGAGAGAAGAAGCAAAUCAUAAGGGGAAGAAAACUACAGCUAUCUGAUUUCAUUACUGAUCCUGAUGUUGAUAAACUAAUUAUGCUUUCUCUGAAUAAUAUUUCGAAGACACAUUUUCUCAAAUUGUACGUAUCUAUUGAACUGAACACGUGGAAACCAGUAGAGCGGACAAACCUCUUAUUUUUAGUAAAUAAUAAUUUUUCAAGAAGUUGAGGUACUCUCAGAUGGGUAGAAAGGGAAAGGACUCGAGGGCCUGUUCUUCGAGGGAUGGGGGGUUCUUGUUGUCAACUGGUGUAAACUAAAAUUCCCUGCUGAUGCGAUCUCAUUAAAAUUCUGAUGCAAAUAGGUCUGUAUUUGGAGAAAUAUGGGCAAAGUCUCUUCUAGGGAGAGUGAAAUAUAUAAGGAAGGAUGUAAUGUACUAAUUACGACGUGGGAACAUAGAUGCCAGCCAAUAAUACUACGAUUCCAUG